AUGAAUGAUAACGUUGGCGGCUUUUACCAAUCCAUCAGGAAUGAAUACGGAGGAGACAUAGUGGAACUGUUGAAGAUGUGGAGUAACACCAACAAGAAAUUGUCCGCGGUGAGGAAUCGAAUAGUCUUUCUUCUCAAAUGCAGGCAGAAGCAAAUUUCACCUAGUCAUAUUGCUAAUAAUUUUAAGUUUUUACAUACACUUAAAGCUGACAGAAAUCCUUUUUUUCGUGAUAUUGAUAAAUUAAUAUCUAGGUUUCAAAAGUCAGUACUUAAUGUUGAAAUUGACAUCACUAUAUGGAAGAUCAAAAAACUCGAAUACGAUUACAAUACCAUAAGGAAUAAAUUAGUAACGUCUAUUCCGCCCCAGUUGUUUAACGCAAUAUCUGAUAGAUCAAAAGAAGACUACAACAAACUGUUCAAGCUGAUAAGAGAAAGGAAUUUGAAAAAACUCGGUGAUCUAUGUAGAGAGACGGCCACAUUCAAAAGAGGGAUGCAUGAUAAUUUUAUUUUUAACUAUACAAAUGUAAUUUUGCCAGAACCCAUCAAAGAUACUCUGUGUGCGGGUCCUAAAUUCGCAAUACCUAUUUCCCCAAGAGAAUGUCCUAUACCUACGCUAAUCAAGGACAUCGAAUUCUGUAUUGGUGAUCAAGUUGAAUUAACCGAAGUGGACAAAAACGUUUUAAGAGGCAUAACCACUAACAUCUUGACCAACUAUUUGGCUCGAUCUGCUAAUGAAGGUCCAUGUAUGAAACAGACAUACCUAAAUUAUGUAUUAACAAGUAGGUUCCUCAAACAACAUCCGGAUUGCAUUGUUAUGCGAGCUGACAAGGGAAACUCCACAGUUAUCAUGUAUAGAGAUGAGUAUAUCCCAUAUAUGGAGAAUUUAUUGUCUGAUACAGGAACAUAUAAAAUAACGCCUAGUGACCCAACAAAUAAAUUUCAAACUUUGGCCAAUGAAAUCGUGAAAGAACUUAGGGAUGUGGGCGCCAUUGAUGAAAUGAAAGCGAAACAUCUGAAAUGUCGUAACUCAGUUAUUCCAAAAUUAUAUGGCCUUAGGAAAACUCACAAGGAGAAUAUUUCCAUUAGACCUGUGGUCAGCUGUAUAGGUGCUCCAUCAUACAACCUGUCCAAAUAUAUUCAUGAUAUUUUAUCUCCUGUCACUACAUCAUUCGAAUACAAUAUAUCGAAUUCCAAAGAUUUUGUAGACUUCGUCAAGGAAAUUAGAGUACCUAAGGAAAGUGAAUGGGUGUCACUCGACGUUGUAUCGUUAUAUACUAAUAUUCCUAAACCCCUAGUUUUGCACAUUAUAAAGAAACGAUGGCAGUAUAUAUCUGCAUAUACAACAAUUCCACAAAAUUUAUUUUGCAAAAUAGUUGAGUACAUUUUUGACUCUAGUUACUUCUCCUUUAACGGUGUAAUAUAUGUGCAGAUUGAUGGCGCAGCCAUGGGAAAUCCGGCUAGCGGCACACUAGCCGCCUUGGUUAUGGAUGAAGUAAUAACGAUAGGCUUAAGAACGCUGACCUUUGAUGUCCACUUCAUUAAAUUAUAUGUAGAUGACACUAUUUUCUCAGUUCCGAAAGGGAAAUCUGACGAAUUACUCCUCAAAUUCAAUAACGUUCACCAUAAAUUGCAAUUCACCAUUGAACGUGAGUCCGAGGCAACAAUACCAUUUUUGGAUAUACUGUUGAUUCGGAACGAAGAUGGAACUAUAAGCACCAAUUGGUAUACCAAACCCACCUCGUCUGGUAGAAUGUUGAACUACCGAUCACAACACCCUACAUCCCAAAAGAUAGCAACGAUAACAAACUUGAUGUUCCGUGCUAUUCAUUUGAGUGAUGAAAGAUUUCACAGAGAAAAUGAACUGAAAAUAACUGAAUUACUAACAAAAAAUAAUUACCCAACAACCUUGGUCAAACGUGUUCUUAAUCAAUAUAAAAGGAAAGUGCUCACUGAUAACGCAGGCUCGAGAGGUGAUGAACGAACCAGAUAUUACCGUUUUCCUUAUAUACAGGGUUUAUCUGAAAACAUGAGUAGAGCAUUACAACAAACCAACCCUUCUAUUAUACAAGACUGGCUUUCUAUCCGCUGA
Messenger RNA from Coccinella septempunctata (seven-spotted ladybird), 2088 nucleotides. RefSeq lists its product as uncharacterized. Bases 1 to 2088 code for a protein of 695 amino acids. Lineage: Eukaryota; Metazoa; Arthropoda; Insecta; Coleoptera; Coccinellidae. The transcript has a single exon. The record is from RefSeq and is a predicted model, not a curated record.